AUGAAACGUUUUUCUUGCUGUUUUAAUCUUCGUACACUCGGUUUUAGCAUAGCUGCUCUAGAUAUUUUAGUUUCUUUAACUGCUUUGAUUUUAUGCAGUUACUAUUUGUAUAGAGAUUAUUUUAAUUUAACAAAUUGGGCCGUUGCUUCGUAUGAGAAUGUGAAAAUUAUUGAUCCUUUAAGCAAUAUGUUGUCAUCGGUUGUUGAUUAUGUGUUGCUGCAUAAUUUUCCAGAUGCGUUUUAUGUUGUUAUGUCUAUCAUUUUGUGGAUUAAAUCUUUGAUUAAUUUUAUACUAGCUUCUCUACUGAUCGAUGGUAUUAGAAAGAAGCGUACCAUUUGCAUAGCACCCUGGCUAAUAAACACUAUCAUAUCGGUAUUGGUAGAAUUGACCACUUAUAUAUUUAUGGAAAUGAAAUAUAAUGAAAUCGAUGCGGCCACCGACAAACGUAUAGUACGCAGCAUAAUGUUUGGCAUAUUUAUUAUGUUCAAUGUAAUGUUUACUUUUGCCAUUUACUGGUUGUGUAAAUUUUUGAAAUUACAACGACAAGAAAAUCAAGUCUUACAGGAUAGUAUUGUGGAGGCCUCGGGAAUGUUUCAGCAUGUUAAGGUUUAAGACAACAACAAAAACAAAUGAUUGGUUUAAAAUGCAUUCAAAGAAAUUU
This is a messenger RNA of Calliphora vicina (urban bluebottle blowfly), 661 nucleotides long. RefSeq lists its product as uncharacterized. Bases 1 to 612 code for a protein of 203 amino acids. The transcript is spliced from 4 exons. The record is from RefSeq and is a predicted model, not a curated record. Lineage: Eukaryota; Metazoa; Arthropoda; Insecta; Diptera; Calliphoridae.